Chelmon rostratus (copperband butterflyfish) is the source of this 2410-nucleotide messenger RNA. It is a transcript of the gene vrk3, whose product is annotated as VRK serine/threonine kinase 3. Bases 21 to 1742 code for a protein of 573 amino acids. Lineage: Eukaryota; Metazoa; Chordata; Actinopteri; Chaetodontiformes; Chaetodontidae. Gene Ontology annotation, biological process: peptidyl-serine phosphorylation; signal transduction. The record is from RefSeq and is a predicted model, not a curated record. The transcript has 16 exons. Gene Ontology annotation, cellular component: nucleus; cytoplasm. Gene Ontology annotation, molecular function: protein serine/threonine kinase activity; ATP binding.
CCCUACACAGCUCCAAAAACAUGAGUGAAGAAGUACCAUCAAGCCGAAACAGCCCGAGCUGUGGGAAUGUUAUAGAAAGAAUGCCUUUCCAUUUCUGCCCUCAGUGUGGGACAAAGUUGCAGCCUGGUUUCAGGUUUUGUCCAUCGUGUGGGGAGAAGCUUCCCUGUCCUGCUGAUGACUCUGGACCUGUGAGCUCUACAGCAUCUUUAAGUCUGUCUCCAUCCAAACAGGGUGGAACGGCACCAUCAGUAGUUAAAACAAGCCUCGCUUCAAGCACAAGCUACGAGUCCGUGGAAAGUAAGGCCCAUGCAUGUAUCACCUCAACUCCAGUUACAGCUCGUCCUGCGCUGCGAAAGACCCGUAACUCUCUUCGUCUGGACAAGGAAGUAAAAUUCAACAUUAAAGAUGUCACUCCACCCGUGGUGCCCGCCACUGAUCGUGUCAGAGAUGACAGGACUGAAGAUAUCAGCGUUGGACUGCUUGGAACGCCUUUAAAGCAGCACACAGUCAGUUCUAAACUUGACGCAGCAGUAGAGCCAACUUUAAAGUCUCCCCUUUCUCCUGUCAUAAAGUCCCCUCGAUCUGGCAGGGGAAAGGCGAAGCUUUCCAGCCCUGCUCUGAAGCAGGUGGAAGAGGGAAAGAGGCUGACUGAUAAAACAAGCAGGAAAGUAGAGGAAUCAACAGUAGAUGGCUCUUCCUUGGCCAUCUCUCCCUCGGUUUCCUCACCAAUCUCCAGGUCUCCUCUAAAGGGUAAAAGCAAAGCCAAGAAGGCAAAGCAUGCGUCUGCUGUGGUACCGCUGCAGGAAGGCGAGGAGGUGACGGACACGACCGGCAAGAAGUGGAAGCUGGGGAAACUGCUCAGUCAGAGCACGACAGAGCUUAUCUAUGAAGUUUUCCAAACAGCUUCCCGAUCGAACCCUAAAGAAUCAAAUCACAUCCUCAAACUGGGAGCUAAAGAUGGAAGGAUCUUCAAUGAGCAGAACUUUCUACAGAGAGCUGCUAAGCCUGCAUCAGUGGACAAGUGGACCAGACAAAACAAGAUGGAUUUUAUGGGGAUUCCUUCCUGUGUUGGCUUUGGUCUCCAUGCAGAUUCUUACAGGUUUCUGAUUUUUCCCAGCAUGGGCCAGUCUCUCCAGUCUGUGAUGGAGGAAGAAGAUGAGCUUCUGUCUGAGCAAGCUGUUCUUCAACUUGCCUGUAGAACCUUAGAUGUGCUGCAGUAUAUCCAUUCAAACGAGUAUGUUCACGCUGAUAUUAAUGCAGAAAACAUUUACAUCACUCCAGGACAGAAAUCACAGGUAUACCUAGUAGGAUACUGCCAUGCUUUCAGGUACUGUCCAGGUGGACAGCAUGUAGAGUACCGUGAAGCCAGCAGAACACCACAUGAAGGCACCGUGGAGUUUAUCAGCCUGGACGCACACCAGGGAGCAGCUCCAUCUCGACGCAGCGACCUGCAGUCUCUGGGUUACUGCAUGCUUCGUUGGCACACGGGGACACUGCCAUGGACCGACCUUAUUCACCCGGACCAAGUGGCCACACAGAAACAGAGGUACAUGGAGGAUGUUCCUGCGUUGCUGAGACACUGCUUUGGGAAGAAGAGAGUUUCCAGUGCAUUUCAAGCAUACCUGGCUACAGUGAUGACUCUGCAGUACUCUGAGCAGCCGGACUACUCUGCACUGAAGGCCAGACUCAGUGCUGCUUUGCUGCAGCUCGGGGGGUCACCGGAGAAGCUGCUCAAAUUUUAGAGAAAUGGAAAAGAAGAUGGACUGUUUUUUGUUUACUUUGUUUUCUCUGUGGUGUUUUAUUGCACUCAAAGCAGUGUUGGAGAGUUCAGUUUGGGUGAAUGACACUCACAUCAGGUUAAUGGGUUUUGUUUAGGAUCAUGGUUUUAAUCAUUCAUGAUAUUGUUGUGGUUUUUCGGAGGAAUUGCACUGAGUGGUUUAGCAUUGCAUUGCAAAGGCAACUGAGAGGCGACUUCUUAAGUUCUGAUGCUCAGUUUUGGGUCAUUUUGACACUUCGUUAGUUAAAUGAGCCACAGGGCUCUUUUAAACUUCGUCUGGUUUUAGGUAUUUAACGCAUUACUUGUUCCAACUGUUUUCAGUUUAGUUAAGUGUUUUUAAUGAAUUUAUCAAUUUUUUAAAAAACCUCUGUGACACAGACUUACAAUUGCUGAACAGUUCCUAAAGAUGAUCGCACACACAGAUGUGGAUUAACACAACUCAUCAACCCUCUCAACAUAUGUACACAAAGUUAAUUCGCCUGAAUAAAAUAGCUGUAUUUCUCAUUAAAAGUGUCUUAGUGUCCUUUGAAAUUCAGUUUUUCAGUCUGAAAGCCAAAGAGCACCAGAUGCACAUCAUUCAUUCAUGCUCAUAAAAAUGCAUCUUCAAUUUAAAGGGGUGUUUAAAAAUAAAGA